AUGGGGUUGUGCGGCAGGAGCACCAAAGCGGCGGCGGCAGCAGUGGCAUCGGCGAAAAAUGGUGGCGACGGUGGUAUGGCGAGGCAUCGGAUCGACGGAGUGAGGCAGCGGAGUGACGGAGGCAGAGACGGAGGCGGAGCCAUAGAAGGAUGUGGUGACGUGCGCAGGCACAGCGGAGCCGGGUCGGACGUUAGCUGGGCUCUGGUGUUUCACACGUUCCAGCUGGUCUUCGGCCCCACCGCCAUGCCUCCCAAAAUCCCACUCACUCUCUACGGGGGGGGGGAGAUGAUCAUACCAGCGGGUGCCCCUCGGCCGAGGGGUGGUCACCCACAACUCCCGAAGCGGGCCAAUGAUGGGGGCCUCUUCUGCAGUGGUAACUGGAACACCCCCAUCUUCCUCAUCGCUCAUGGGCGAGAUUACAUGAGAGAAAAAGUCUGUCGAGAAUUCAACAGCUAAGGGAAAGAACACUUCCGAGCUGGGGCAAUUAUCGCGAGCAGCAGGAAAUAUUCCAAUGCCACAUUUGAGGAAAUCCUUAAUGUCGUGAAAGACUUUGUCUCCAUUGCAGAGAAAUGCUGCCCAGAAGGAGCUGAUCCUGAUUGCUAUGAGAACGAAUCUUUAGCUCUCUCUGCCAGAUCUUGCCAUGACACUGCUCCUUUCCCCAAGCACCCGGGGAUAGCGGCCUGUUGUACGGAGCAGGGCCUGGAACGGAAGCUCUGCCUGGCCGCCUUGAAACACCAGCCUAAAGAGUUCCCGACAUAUGUGGAGCCAUCAAAUGAGGAAGCCUGCGAGGCCUUCGCCAGGGAUCCUCAGGACUUUCAAGACAGAUAUCUCUAUGAGUAUUCCGCGGACUACAGCAGUGCCCCAUUGCCCGUGCUGGCUGCCUCCACAACGAGCUACCUGUCCAUGGUUGCAACAUGUUGUGCCUCUGCCACGCCCACGCCGUGCUUCUUAAAAGAGAAGUUGAACCGGAGGUCCCUUGCGAUGCUCACUCGUGUGUCCAACAAAGCAUGCGCCCACUAUGAUUUGCUGGGGAAAGAAAAAACCAAGCUCAGCUAUCUCAUAAAGUUUGCCCAGAAAAGUACCAACGCUUCAUUGGAGGAUGUCGUAGCCCUAGCCACAGAUGCUUCGGAAGUACUUUCCAGGGCCUGUAACUCCACAGACAGUGACACCGUCCAGAAAGAGUUCGUGGAGCAUACCGCCAAAAUCUGCAGUCGGCUCUCCACCAAAGAUCAAAGGUUUGCUGACUGCUGUACAAAUGCGAACAAAAUGAAGGCCUAUUUCUGCAUCUAUUCGCUCCCAUGGGCCAAAACUCCCCACCUUCCAGAUUUUCAAAAACCAGCGGACGAAGACCUUUGCACAGAAAAGGAACGUCAAGAAUUAGUACGCUAUUUAUUUGAGAUUGCUCGGAGGUUCACCUAUGCCCCGGAGGCGCUUUUCUCAGUCAUCCACGAGUCGUCUAGAGAAGUUGUGGCUAGCUGUUGCAGUGACGCCGACCCCAAAGCUUGUUUUGGUCUAAAGCGUUACGCUUUUGUGUCUGAACUCCAGAGACCACAAGCGAGGCAACAAAUAAUCGAUUUGCUCUCCAAAGGAAAUGAACUGUGUUCCCAAUAUACACAUCUUACAUUCCUCGAAUUCAAGAAAAAGCUAAGAGAGACCUAUAGCAAGGUGCUUCCGGAGGCCACUGAAGAAGUCCUAUCUGGGCUGGUUGAAACGAAGGCCGAAUUUGCUUCCACCUGCUGCCUUUUGAAUGCGCCUCCAGUAUAUUGUGGCUUGAAGGUUAAAGCUGGAGUUUCUCACACAUGUUCCCAGGACGUAUGCUUGCUGCACUGA
Messenger RNA from Gekko japonicus, 1830 nucleotides. RefSeq names its product group-specific component (vitamin D binding protein) (gene GC). Gene Ontology annotation, cellular component: blood microparticle; cytoplasm. The transcript has 14 exons. The record is from RefSeq and is a predicted model, not a curated record. Gene Ontology annotation, biological process: vitamin transport. Lineage: Eukaryota; Metazoa; Chordata; Lepidosauria; Squamata; Gekkonidae. Gene Ontology annotation, molecular function: vitamin D binding; vitamin transmembrane transporter activity.